Cornus florida is the source of this 928-nucleotide messenger RNA. RefSeq lists its product as uncharacterized. The transcript has 4 exons. NCBI's taxonomy places the organism in Eukaryota, Viridiplantae, Streptophyta, Magnoliopsida, Cornales, Cornaceae. Bases 154 to 474 code for a protein of 106 amino acids. The record is from RefSeq and is a predicted model, not a curated record. Gene Ontology annotation, molecular function: RNA binding.
CGCGCAGCCAAAACCCCUAUUUCAGAAACCAUGGAACUAGCUAAGCUGAAGAGUGAGUAGAUCGAACCGGUUGAAAUUCAUCUCGCAAAACAAAGGAUUCUAUAUCGCCAACUCUCAUUCGUUACACAGUUAGAAUUCAACCAUUCCAUUUUGAUGGCGUUCGCCUCUGCUUUUCGCCGCAUCCUCAACGGAUCUGCGACCCUGUCUGUUGCGCAUUACCGUUUCAGUUCAACCCUAGCAACUCCAAAGCUAUUCAUAAAGGGAGAGACAACUGAGGAAGAUCUUAGAAAAGAAUUUAAACCAUUUGGCAACAUUGUUGAAGUAACAGUCCCUACGGAUAUUGUCUCUGGAAGAUCCAAGGGGAUGGCUUAUGUAACCUUCUCAAAAAUUGAGGAUGCCGAGAAAGCUAAACAUGAAAUGAAUGCUACUAUGUUGGAUGGGUAUGUCAUCUAUGUCGAACCCUACAAAUAUUAACCUAGACCCCCACCUAAACCAGAGCCCGUGUCUUUCUGAAAUUGGGUUCAGAACAAACAAGACUAUGAUUUAUGGUGUAUGUCGCCAUUGAAUUUAUGUUCUCAAAUUGUACUAGGAACUUAUUAUGUAAUAACUAAGAAGUAUGUUAACGGUGGGCUUAUACUGUUUGGAAUUGCUUGUGUAUGGACAUUUCUUCUAAAAAGCAAAAAUGAUAGAAACAUUUGCAGUAUUAAAACAGGGGGAACAAGUUUAACCUUUAAUGAAGAGGACUAACUAUAUUUAUGCGCUUUAGGUCCCGGGGCUCUGGAGUUAUUCCCUUUUAUUUGGGUUGCUUUUCCCAACAAUGUUGGUAAUUAUGUUAUGGAAAGCAGUGGGAGAUGUUUUGUUUUGUGAGAUUAUGUAUUUUGUAUUUGGCUAAUUUUGUUGUUAAAAUAAGUCCGAUCGAAUUGUAAAA